UGUAGCGCAGGCGCAGACGCUCUGCUUGGUGGCUGCUUCCUCCCUCCCCGCCUCUCGCUUUCCCCUGCCGGAGCGGCUUGUGCAGAGCAUGCGCGGUGGGCCAGAGCCGCUGAGGGAGGCGAGGGGGGUGGGGAAAUGGCGGCCGCGGUGUUGGCGGCGGCGGCGGCAGAGGGCGGCUGCUCGGGCGGCAGCGGCGGCUCCGGGGCGCUUAUGGCGGGAGGCGCGGCCCUGGCUGCCGGGGGCUGCCACGGUGGCGGGGCCGGCGCUGGGGCCGGCCCGUCGUCGUGGACGCGCUCCUUAGAGCGGGCGCUGGAAGAGGCGGCGGCCAGCGGCGCCCUCAGCCUGAGCGGCAGGAAGCUGAGGGACUACCCGCGGAGCAGCGCCGCCAGCCACGACCUCAGCGACACCACCCAGGCCGAUCUAUCACGGAACAGGCUGUCAGAGCUGCCUGCAGAAACUUGUCUCUUUGUUUCCCUUGAGAGCCUUAACUUGUACCAGAAUUGCAUUCGCUAUAUUCCAGAAGCCGUCUUGAACUUGCAGUCAUUGACAUUUCUGAAUAUCAGUCGGAAUCAGCUCUCAACAUUGCCAGUUCACUUGUGCAGCCUACCCUUGAAAGUUUUGAUAGCAAGCAAUAAUAAGCUCGUUUCACUUCCUGAAGAAAUUGGACAGCUCAGGCACCUGAUGGAGCUUGACGUAAGUUGUAAUGAAAUACAGACAGUUCCAUCACAGGUUGGCUGUUUGGAGUCUCUGCGAGACCUGAACCUCAGAAGAAAUCACUUGCUGCAUUUACCUGAAGAGCUUGCAGAGCUGCCUCUGAUUCGAUUAGAUUUCUCCUGCAAUAAAAUCACAACAAUCCCAGUUUGUUACCGGAACCUCAGGCAUUUGCAGACAAUCACUCUAGAUAACAACCCACUGCAGUCACCCCCUGCACAGAUAUGCAUAAAAGGAAAAGUCCAUAUAUUUAAAUAUCUGAAUAUGGAAGCAUGCAAGGUAGCUCCAGAUCUUCCGGAUUACGAUAGGCGGCCAAUGGGGUUUGGCUCUUGCCAUGAGGAACUGUACUCCAGUCGACCAUAUGGAGCGCUGGAUUCUGGCUUCAAUAGUGUGGACAGUGGAGACAAAAGGUGGUCAGGAAAUGAACCUACAGAUGAAUUUUCUGAUCUUCCUCUACGGGUGGCAGAGAUCACGAAAGAGCAGAGACUGAGAAGAGAAAGUCAGUACCAGGAGAACAGAGGGAGUGCAGUUGUCACCAAUGGUGGAGUGGAACAUGAUCUGGAUCAAAUCGACUUUAUUGACAGCUGUGUCACAGAAGAGGAAGAGGAAGAGGUGAGGCAACCCAAGUGCAUGGAGUCAGACAGCCUCAGCUCACAGUUCAUGGCAUAUAUUGAACAACGGCGAAUCUCUCAUGAGGGUUCACCAGUUAAACCAAUACCCAUCCGAGAAUUUCAUAGGUCAGAAGAUGCAAGAAGAUAUUUGCAUCACAAUAGAGAUGCAGAUGAAUUAAGACGACCUGAAAGUCUGACCUUGAUGCACGACAGAGAGCGACAACAAGUGCUAAGGAGCUACUUAGACCGGGCAGAGAGAGGCUCCAGUGAGUCAUCUUGUAUGCUGCCACUGUCAAACGCCCACAAUCAGGUCCCGCACUCUGAUGCAGAUCUACACAGAAGGCGUGAGCAUUUAGUUGAGCGCACCCGGAGGGAGGCCCAGCUGGCUGCACUACAAUAUGAGGAAGAGAAGAUGAGGACAAAACAGAUCCAAAGGGAAGCUGUCCUUGACUUUGUCAAACAAAAGGCAUCCCAGAGUCCUCAGAAGCAAAGUCCUCUGGAUAGCGAGUGUCCCUUUCCAUCCAGAAGGUCUCAGCACACUGAUGAUAGUGCCUUGCUGGUGAAUGGCCUUGAGCCUGUCUUAGUGUUUGAGAUUGACAGUAACACCAACACAAUUAAAAGGAGGCCGGGGACAGUCAACCAGAGUGAUGACCGAUCCACCAUCUCACCAAAUUCACCUACUUCUCAAACAGUUCACCUUUCUUCCCCGUAUCCUGGCUCCACUGCUGCUGCUGCUGUUCCUCCUUCCUAUAGAAAUCCUCCUCAGCGACCUGAGAGUUUCCUUUUCCGAAACUCUGCAAGGGAUGAUGCAAGCAAAGCCAUUGCGUCACUGCCCUCUUCUGCCUCAACUCCUACUAGUAGCACUGAAGACCAUAGAGAAAACCAUAAUUCCAAGCUGCAGGAAGAAGAUGUUGAGCUGAUAGAGCAACUACGGAAAAAUAUCGAGUCACGGCUGAAAGUGUCUUUGCCCAGCGAUCUUGGAGCAGCGCUGACUGAUGGAGUGGUGCUCUGCCAUUUAGCCAAUCACGUGCGGCCUCGUUCCGUUCCUAGUAUUCAUGUACCAUCACCAGCUGUUCCUAAAUUAACAAUGGCCAAGUGUAGACGCAACGUGGAAAACUUCCUGGAAGCUUGCCGAAAGAUUGGGGUGCCUCAGGACAAUCUAUGUUCCCCUUCUGACAUUCUCCAGCUAAACCUCAGCGUUAAAAGGACAGUAGAAUCUCUUCUUUCUCUGGGGACAGAUUCAGAAGAACCCAGUCUUGUCUCCCUUUCUACCCAGCUAUGUGGCUUUGCGGCAUUUUACUGUGCUCUGAUGCUAAUGCUGUCUGUGUUCUAUCACUGGGUCUUUUUCCUUUAGCUGAAGCUCAGGGGUGCCAUGGACUUGCUCCAGCUCUUCCAAGCAGUUGGUAAAUGGUCUGUGUUCUGGUUGAGAAUUUUGUAUGUGUACGUUCUUCCCAAUGCACCAGCAACCCACUCUGUGCACUACAGAAAAGACUCUGGAAAAUCCUGUUGCUGAUAAUGACCUAGUCAGUUGGAGUUUGCUGUUAGCAAAGUGAUCCAAGAGUCUUGAAUUCUGUGUGGUUAAAAAUAAUCCCCCAUAUUAUGUAAUUGGAGUACUUUAUGCAAAUCCAAAACAAAAAAUUGUAGACAGUUUGUUUUAGUUGUAGUUUGGGAUAGUUUUGUAGAACAAAAAUCCCCCCCCCCGCUUGCCCCCACUUUCUUGGGGUGGACAAAUAGAGACGUUGAUGAGAAUUUGUUGGAUAAAACUCAUGGAAUGUUGAAAAGGGAGCCAAGGGAAGACGUGGACACUGUGCUGAAGGAAGCAUCACCACCUUCCUGAGAUUAAGAUUUCCCACCUACACCUCGUUUGGUAUCUUAAAGAGGAAACAAACAAUGAAAUGCUUUUUCAAGCAUUUCUUUUCUCCACAUUUCUUUUCUCCAAAUUAUCCUUUUUUUAAAACAAAGUGGAGAUUGCUCAGGGUUCCUCAGCAGCCUCAAGCCUUCUCAGCAGGGGCCUUCCUUUCUGCAAAUCGUGGCAUCCUCCCAGCCAUGCUGAUUUGUGCCUUUCCUGGCUACGGGGGCACUGCUACAUUUGCAGAGCAGGCUGUGUUGUCCAGCAGGAUGUGCGAUGGCAGAGUUCUAGAGCUGGCGUUGAUUUGAUUUGAGUGGCCUUACCUACGUAAAUAACUUCCCGCGUGAGGUGGAGGAGGAGGUCCUCUAAAACAUUUGUCUUCUCUUCUGAAACUAGAAAAGCCAAAUCAUGUAACUUUUCUAAUCAUGGAGGUGAAGAAGCAGUCUUGGUGAGUCCCCUCCUCUGACAUUACGUUGCUUUGUGCAAGUGGACUGCUUGUGCGGGCAAGUGGUUGUACAGACAAGCCCAGCUGAGUAAGGUCUGCACCAGCUCUUUGUGCUGCCUCCAGGAAUCACUAGGAAAAUGAAUCCGCUUGCCUCACAUUUGGGCUCCUGCCCACCCUUGCACAAAUGUGCCAGUGUCAUUAAGAUCUCCCCACCCCCAGUUGAUAGAAUUUCUCAUUAACUCUCUCAAGAUCAUUGCAGGCAACAUCUCUUUGCACUUUCAUGUGCUUAGUGUGUGAGGCUUUCUCCUUUUUAAGAAAUGCAUGUGAGGAAUUGUUAGCUCUCCGCUUGUGUUUCCGUCUCUUAGCUUCUCAAUAAAUAGUCACAACUUUGGAGAAGCUACACUUUAUAAAAAAUCCUGUCCACGCUAACUGUUAACUGUCUAUAGAUCUUAGUUUGCUUUUCAGUUUAUCAAAAUGUUCAGAAUGGUGCACAAAUUAUAUGUAAGUAUAUUGCAAGCUGGACAGUUCCUAUUAUGAUAUGUGUUCUCACUGUAAGAGGACAGGAGAUGCUGGAACCCAAACUCUUCUGCAGCAGCUCACCUUUGGAAAGGCUGGUGGGAUACAUGAACUCACAGAAGCUCCAGCCUGCCAUGAACCCAAGCCACCUGGAGCACCCACCAGGCCUGGGCAAUGAAUGCUCAGGGGGUGAGGGGAGUUUGGAUGGAGGCUAUACCCACUUGCUGCGCCCUUGCACCACAAUCCCAGGGGCCCACCCAGUGAGUCAGAGUUAUCAGCCUUAGAAGAUGAGGAAGGGAAUGCAGGAGAGCUGGCACCACCUGAGACCCUCGAUCCAGAAGAAUCACUGCCCCCACCUUGCCCAGAACUUACUCCCUUGCCUCCUUCUGACUCUGAGGACUCCCUGGAACCACAACAAACAGAGGAGGAAUCACUGCUCCUCCGGAGAAGCCUGCAUAUAAGGAACAGGGUGCAGCUCCUUUAAAUGACUGCAGCCCCUUGAAGAGAUAGGAGGAGCCUGAAACAGGGUUCCUGGAGCAGGCCCUAUUUAAGAGCUCAGUCUUGAAGGAGCAGUUGCUGAGGCAUCUUUGGUGUAAAGCCUUCCUUCCUGCUACUGAGCUCUUGCCUUGACUCCCUGGAGCCUGACUGACUGCUUGCCUGACUUCGCCUUUGGCUCCUCCUGUGUACUAUCUCCGGCUACUGACCCAUUGCUUGUCUGACCACGCUUCUUGCCUGUUCCUGUUGGACUGCCUACCGGUACUGACCUUUGCACGUGUGACCUUGUCCUUGCCUUAUCCUACGGACUGCUUUCAGGCUUCGACCCUUGGCCAGACCACUAUGAUAUCACGGACCUGCACUACCCUGAUUGGCUCACCUGUUCGUACCAAACACGACACAGCCACAGAAAGUCCUACUCAGGCUUUUGAGAUUUCACUUGACAAUGGCCCAUGUGCUUUCAUUCUGCUGGUUCCUGCUGCCAUCAGGGCUAGAAAAUUAGCUUUUCCUGCUACAUGGAAACACAUUCUCAGGAUGCUGAAUUCUUCUGAUACCAAAUACCCUGCUUACACAGUGUGGUACCUCAUGUAGAAUACGCACAGCCCUGCUUCAGGGUGUUUAAGGUACUUUUAACAGCAUUACUGUAAAUGCCUCUUUGGCCUAAUGGCUGCUCAACAGCUUCCUUGGAUGGGGGAGCAUCAAGACGCACUUGUUUUCAGCCAGCCUUUCAGAACAGCAUCUUGACUAUGCACAGUUUAGCUCAGGGAUCGUCCAGGCUGAAGCUUCAGCCUUUUUAGCCUGUCCGUGCUCUUGCCUUUCUCAGGGAGACCUUUACGCUUAAAAGUGGAUCUCAGAGCACAAUGAUUUGCCUUUUGCCUGAGGCAGGUAUGGUUGAAAAGGCAGUGACAUCUGAAUUGCCUUAGCUUGGCGGUCUUCAAUAAUCAGGGCAAGCCUUUUAGAAUUUGUCCUUCAUGCUCUGGUGCUCAAACUUGCUGGAAGCUUCAAGCUUGACAAUGCAGAAUCCAAGAACAAAACAGGUUCUCUCUAUUUUCACAUUUUGAGAAUGUGCGUUCAUAGGCACUGCUGUAACCAAAUGCAAGUCAGGGGCACGUUUUGUAUGGGGAAUGAAUGAUGGCAUGAGCUUCCAUCUUGGGAAAUAUGAAUGUUGAAUGCAUGCAGUUGGGUAUAUGGAAGAUGCAUACACAUCUUGAUUCAACCUUGCUACAUAUAUUCAUAGUUCCCAAAUUAGGUUCUCCAUCAGACAACUGGUCAGGGUACUUAAAACCAACUUAGAUCCCUAAGAGGGAGAGCUUGGUUGGUCUGUAAGUAGUGGGAGUCCUGUGACUAUGGAGUCUCUAGGCCAGGUUAUCAUGCUACCCUGAGCUCCCACAAAGAAUGAGCCGCUUCCUGCACUGGGCCGCCUCCUUCCAAAUAGCAGACUUUCUCCUACAAAUGGGUAGGAGAAAUGGGCUGAAGUAGCACAAACCUUUCCCUACCUUAGAGACACCUGAGCUAGUGCUUGCCUUGUUUACAGUCCACAAAUCUUACAAUUCUAACAGGCAUUUUGGCUAGGUUUGUGACAGUACUUUGCUGGAUUCAUAUCGUGUUUAAACAAAAGGCCAAAUUCCCCUUUCUCAGCCAGGAUGCCUGCUCAGAGGGACAGAAAUCAGAAGUCUUGUGUGCCUCUCUCUACCAGUGAAAGAUGCCCCUUGUAGCCAGACAGAUGUGCUGAAAGACAGCUAAAGGUCAAUGCUCCCUCACAGGGCUGUGUUUAAAAUGCACUUUUUGAAAAGGAUUAAAAAACUUCACCAAGAAAAGAUGCGUGCUGCAACCUGUGUCAAAUUCAGCAGAUUCAACUUCUUCUUCUUAUUAUUAUUAUUAUUAUUAAUACAUUUAUAUCCCGCUCUUCCUCCAAGGAGCCCAGAGCGGUUUACUACAUACUUGAGUUUCACUUUCACAACAACCCUGUGAAGUAGGUUAGGCUGAGAGAGAAGUGACUGGCUCAGAGUCACCCAGCUAGUAUCAUGGCUGAAUGAGGAUUUGAACUUGGGUCUCCCCGGUCCUAGUCCAGCACGCUAACCAUUUUAUCUGAUUUUGAUUGCCAUGGGGAAAGGCAGUGAGUUCUGCAGGGCUCUGAGACCCCCCACACCCAGUCACUGGGAAGCUGCUUCGCUAGCUUUUUCCCUCCAUGCUUCCAAGCAUAUCUUAGCAGCAAUAAGGGCUCACAACUGGUUUUGUUUCCUCAAUGAAAGCUGUGAUUCUCAGGAAGCUGACUUCUACGCACAAGAUCACAUAUUGUUCCUUCAGAAUCGUGGCAUGCUCGCACCUCAGUAGUGACUGAAUGCAUCCAGUUCUUAAAUGCCUAGUGGUUACUGUGCUGAUUGUUGAACUAAUCCCUAGUAUUCCAAAAGGUAGAUGAAGGAAAACGUUGAGUGGCCCAAUCCACCUAGAAGAAAGCUGUACACGAUAACCUGUUAGAUUACUUCCUGGGAGGGGGCAUGGGGCAAGGACCCCGCUUCCUGCAUUAGUACUAAAAUAACGAAUUGGCUGUGAACAAAGUUAUUUUAUGGGGUUUGCCUUUUUAAGGAAAUACCAAGGAAUUGAUUCCUGACCCCUGCUACCUCGGCAAAGAGGCACCUUUUAAACGUAGUGAUUCUCUUUAUUUAACAGGUGGAGAGUAACUGGCCCUAUCCACCCCCAGCACAGUAUUUCCAGUUACUGUUGCUGGUUUCUAUGUUUCUUUUUAGAUUGUGAGCCUUUGGGGGACAGGAAGCUGGCUUAUUUAUUUAUUAUUUAUCUGUGUAAACCACUUUGGAAACUUUUGUUGAAAAGCAGUAUAUAAGUAGUUGUAGUUGUAGUUGUUGUUACUAGAUCUUACUCUCUCAUAAGAACAACCCUGCUAGAUCAAGCCCUAGGCCUAUCUUGUCCAGCAUCCUGUUUCACACAGUGGCCUACUAGAAUCCUCUGGGAAGUCCACAGGCAAGAGGUACGGGUAUGCCCUCUCUCUUGCUGUUGAAAGUGCUCCAGGCCACUGAUCACCUUGGUUACCUUUUUCUGCACCUUUUCCAGUUCUAGAAUGUUCUCCUUAAGAUGUGGUGACCAGAACUGUACGCAGUACUCUACAUGUGGCCACACCAUAGAUUUGCAUAAGAGCAUUCUAAUAUAGCAUUUUUCUUUUCACCCUUCCUAAUGAUCUCUAGCAUGGAAUUUGCCUUUUUCACAACUGCCAUGCACUGAGUUGACACUUGCAAUGAGCUGUCCAGGACAUCCUCAAGGUUGCUCUCCUGGUUAGUCAUUGUCAGCUCAGACCCCAUCAUUGUGUAUAUGUAGUUGGGGUUUUUUGCCCCAAUAGGCAUCACUUUACACUUGCUUACACUGAACUGCAUUUGCCAUUUUGUCUCCCACUCCCCCAGUUUGGGGAGAUCCUUUUGUUGUAGAUUUCACUACCCUAAAUAGUUUAGUGCCAUCUGCAAAUUUGGCCACUUGGCUGCUUAUCCCAACUUCUAGAUUAUUUAUGAAUAAGUUAAAGAGCACUGGUCUCAGUACAGAUCCUUGGGGGACCCCACUUUUUACUUUUCUCCACUGUAAAAACUCCCCAUUUACUCGUAUCCUCUGUUUCCUGACCUUCAAUGAGUUCCCAAUCCACACAUGAACCUGGCCCCCUGUCCCAUGACUGCUAAGUUUAUUCAAGAGCCUUUGGUGAGGAACUUUGUCAAAAACCUUUUGACAGUCCAAGUAUACUAUGUCAACUGGAUCACCUUUAUCCACAUGACAUUCACAAAGAACUCCAAAAGAUUAGUGAGGCAAGACCUGCCCUUGCAGAAGCCAUGCUGGUUUUCCUUCAGCAAGGCCUGUUCUUCUGUAUGUUUAACAAUUUUGUCCUUAAGUAUACUUUCCAUUGAUUUACCUGGCACAGGAGUUAUGCUAACUGAUCUGAGGUUUCCCUUUUUGAAAAUCGGAUUUACAUUAGCUACUUUCCACUCCUCUGGAAAGCCUGACUGUAGGAACAAGUUACAUAUUUUUGCUAGGAGAUCACCAUUUCACAAUUGAGUUCCUUCAGAGCUCUUGGGUGGAUGCCAUGUGGCCCUGGUGAUUUGUUAAUUUUUAGUUUUCCAAUACAGUUUAGAACAUUCUCACUUGUCACAUCAAAUUCACCCAGUUCUUCAGCCUCCAGGUCUGAAAAGCUCAGUUCCAGAGUGGGUAUCCUCUGGACGGUCAGUAUCCUCCACCAUGAAGACAGAUGCAAAGAACUCAUCCAGCUUUUCUGCAAUUUCCUUAUCCUUCUUAAUAAUCCUUUUCAUCAUCUAAGGCUCCAACCACCUCCCUGACAGAUUUUUAAGUCCAAGGUCUCUUUCUUUCUAGGCAUUAUUUAUUUGUUUGUUUAUUUGUGUGUUUGUUUGAUUUAAAUGCCACCCUUCCAAAAAUGGCUGAGGGUGGUUUAACUUUUAAUAAUUAACUUUUGUUUGGUCUAAGCCAGGGGUUCCCAACCCUGGGUCCCCAGAUGUUGUUGGCCUAUUAGUUUCCAACCACAAUGGCCCAAUUGGACUGGAACCCUUGGUCUAGUAUAUAACGCUAACAUUAAGUAGCUCUAGCAUUAACAGGACAGAAAAUUCAAAGAGCUGAUUCUCAAGUAAGACACUGAAAUUGCUUCAGGCACUCCCAUCUAAUUGCCAUGUUCAGACUCUGUAUUGGUUUAUGUUCAGUCCUAGACAAUGAUUCUCCAGUGGAACGGAGGGGAAAUUAAUAUCUAUUGAGCUGAGUGAGAUGACACAUUGGGCAAGACGAGGAUAAUUCGAUCCAUGCCCAUAAAUGUAAAAGUAAGUCCACAGGGCUGUCUUUGCAGGAUGUGUGCAUUGAUCAGUUGAGCUCUUGUCACUGUGGCAGGCCUGCUUAAUGCAAUAUGUCUGUAUUUAAUUUCACCAUAGCUUCCGAGGACUGUUUGGGUGCCUCACUGGGUGGCUCUGUGACCAAAUGUCAGUCUUCUUCCGUGGGUACAAAUGCCCACUUCCUUCUCAAGGCAGUAUUGCUUUGAGUAGGAAUAAUUACCACUAUUUUUUGUACUGUUCAGUUUGGGGCUAAAAUUAACUGUUGUCCAUGUUGCCUCUUGAAUACUGAGUUGCCGAGGCAGGAGUUGAACAAGCACCACCUUCUGUGCUGCAAAUUGUGAAUUGAAUUUGAUUUUUCCAAACAAGUGGCAGCUACUUAUUUGGAACACAUGUAUGUUCCAGCUUGUCUGGGAGGAAUAUGGUUUCCUAAAUGGCUAGCGCUCAGGGUUUCACACAUUACGUGUUGCUGUGAGGUGGGUUAGGCUGUGGGCUUGUUUUAGCAUCUGAGCAUUUGGUGAACAUUAUUAUUGAAGCGCAAGCAUCAGAUCCCAGCCCCAACUGGCACUCCUUUGCUUGGAUUUGUUUCUAGAAGAUCUGGGAGUGCAAACUAGCUCCCGGGAGGUUGGUUUGUGGACACAUAGAAACUUGGAAGAAAGAGGAGUUCCAGUGCUGCUGGGUGGGGCGUGCUCUCAUAUGCCAUUCCAGUUGCACACUUGAUUCUCGGCCAGGCACAACACAGGUGCCAGAGCUUUGGACAUAUGGCAGGCUGAAGUCAGUUGGUUCACCUUUCCUGAGGCAGUGCCAAAGGUCACCCUUCGUCCUCUCUAUGAACAGGACAGGACACUUGCCACCUGACCCCAAACUCCCAAGGAUCGCUUUGACAUAGGAAAGGUGCAAGAUUCCUCUUGCAUUUGUGGUCCUCCAGGAAUUGUCCUCACUCCCACUGUCUGUGGCCCAUGGAGCACAGAGUGGCCGAGGGAAGCAAAACACAAGUGGAGAAGUGUACUCCAGGGCCCUCUGCAGUGUUGCAGGUGGUGCCGAGGCCCCUCUCCAAGCUUGCGUGCUGCUUCCUUUUGGUAUUCCACCUGCGAUUAGGCCUGGGGCCCUUUGCUGUGACACACUGCAUACUGCUACAGCCACAGUAAAAUAAGGUCUUUCCCCUGUGGAGGAAAUCAAGUCUUAUAUCAUACAAAAUUUGCAAUUCAUAGCAUUAGCUUCGAUAUACUCCCUUCUCAGUUCUUGCACAAUAGCUACAGGUUUAGCAACUCCAGUACUAUAGUUCUGAGAUUUUCCUGAAGUCCUGCCUCUUGCUUCUCUAUCUGUGGCAUCAAACUUCUUCCAUUGCUGCUUUUAAGUAUCUCGUCAGCAUCCACUUUUCCCACAAUGCUUUUCUUUGACCCCUUUACCGCAUCCUAGAUUGUGAGGUCCCUGAGUAGAAACUGACACCCCUUUCUCACAUGCAUUGCCUAACACUAUUCAGUGGUCCCUUGCCAACCGCAUGGCUUCUGUUCCCGGAAACACUCUCAGUCAUUGACUUCAAUGGGAGACAUGAGGUUAGGGGAAUUGCGAGUGCCAAAGUGCCUGAAAACACACAUGCAAGUGAAAAAAUCCUCCCAUACCCCCAGUAUAGAUCCCCCGAGCCCCUGGAAAUGACUCCCAAACCCCCCAGAAUUGGCCCCCAAAUCCCCUGAAAUUGCCCUCUGACCAUUGGAUUGACCCCGAAAAAUGGCCGAAAAUUUAAAAAAAUUAGUUCCAACCAUGAAUACUCAAGUUGCGGUUGGCGAGGGGUGUGACAGUUCACCAGUUAUUGAUACUCAAAUUCACGAUUGACAAACCCACAGUUGGCGAGGGACAACUGUAUUAGUGCUCAAUGCAUACAAAAGGGGACCUAUAUAUGUCUGGGCUGCCGUCUAUAGCUCUGUCUCUUGGAUCCAAAACCAGUGCUUGGUCAUCUUGUAGGCUGCAGCACUCCAUGUAGUUUUAAUUGUGUACCUGAUGAUGAUGAAGAAGAAGAAGCAAGUUGCUGCCUGCAAAAGCUCAUACCUCAGUAAAUGUUAGCCUCUAAGGUUAUGAUGCACUUUUGGUUGCUAUAGGCUAAUGUCCACUGCUCUUCUGGCAUCUGGAAGCAUUUGUGAGGGUUUGGGCAGGGGAGUGAAAUCCCAGUCCUCAAACCUGCUGUCCACUUUUCUCAGAGGAGUCCCUCAGCUUGCCACAAGUCCUCUCUGAAAGCAGCAAGGUUUCAUGGUCAGGAGUGGGAUUGCAACUUGGCCUGCCCAUACUCAGUUUGCAUGAGUAAUGCCUGAAUUUGUCAAGGAAAUGGAGCGCUUCAGUUAUAUGAAUAAAAAUGUCUUGAAACAAUGGACUUUGUAUAUUUUUAAAAAGCUGUUUCUAAAUAGGGAUAUUUUAGGGAUAUUUUCUAAGGAACAAGAGUGCCUGUGCGGGUGAUUGGGCUGCACAAUGAAUCAAACUUUCUUAAUUGUGUAUUGUUUGAAUGAAAGAGAAUUGUUUUAACCCCCACUCACCCACCUCUCUACUCAACUAGUCAAAGGCAAGUAUUUAACAAAUAGCCUAUCUUGUUUAGCUUUAAGAAUGUAUUAGUUUAGUCAGGCCUGCUCAGCUUACUACAACUCCCAUAAUCCCUAGCAACAGUGCCCAAUGGCCUGGGAUUAUGGAAGUUGUAGGCCAACAUCUGCAGGAGGGCCUCAGUUGAGCAGCCCGGGUUUAGGUGCAUCUAGCAGCUUGCAAGAUUCUCUCUUCAAUUCCUCCUCAUUCUUGUGUUUAUGCAAAGAAAAAUGUUUUGUUGGCUUAUUCUCUCUGUAUCAGAUUUUCCACACGAAGUAUAAUUCCAUCAGUUUGGUUUAGUUUAAACUUAGAGCAAAUAUUGCCUGUCCCUCCUUCACCUUGUAUUCCUUAAACAUUCUCCUUUUGUAUAUGUGUGUGAGAGAGUGCGUGUGUGUGGUUUUUGAUAUCUUUUUUAAAAUGAGUGUUGAUUUAAAUAAAGUUACUGUCCCAGA
Molecule: messenger RNA, 12467 nt
Organism: Hemicordylus capensis (graceful crag lizard)
Lineage: Eukaryota; Metazoa; Chordata; Lepidosauria; Squamata; Cordylidae
Gene: LRCH3
Product: leucine rich repeats and calponin homology domain containing 3
Exons: 22
Coding region: 136-2676 (846 amino acids)
Molecular function (GO): protein binding
Source: RefSeq, a predicted model, not a curated record